AUGCGGUGCCGGCCCACUCUGUCCCAACCUGGGGGGGUUUCCCCGAGCUACCGCACCCAGGCUCGGAGGAGGCACGGCGCCCCUCACCCCAGGCCCCCGGGCGAGGCUGCAGCACCUCCCGGUCCUCCCAAGGAGGCUGAAUCUCCAUCUUGCGACCAGGGAUCCCCGUCCCCAGACCCCGCCGUGCGCCGGGCGCCCCACGGCCCCGCCAGACACAGGACACCUCGCCCCCACCCCGCCCCGCAACACUUCUUCCCCGCGAGGAAAUCCGCAGCCGACUUUGACAGGCCCCACGUCUACAAACCUACCACGGCAACUUGUCUCCCAGCCCCUCAGACCUUCCAGGUGGCUCCCAUGCGGCUGGCGGGAUGCGAGAGAGAGAAAGACCCCCCUUCCACACGGCCUGGGACACUCCCCGCCUCCUCCCCAGGAGAAGGAAACCGGCCCGCGGGCGGCGGCCGGGACUCGACGAGCAGCCCAGCCCCGGGUCCUCAGGAGCCGACCGAUGCAGGAGCGCUACGGCGGCGAGCGGGAGAGGAGGCAGCGAGCUACCAGACCCAGGUACCGUCGGGCGGCGGCGUGCGCGCACCCCGUGGAGUCGCGCACGCGCACGCACCGCACGCGCACGCGACGCAGCCUCCCCGCUUUCCCCGCCCACCAGUUUCUCCAGCUCCCCCUUCGCGUCGGCUGACCUCCGUCUGCGCACGCGCGUGA
Messenger RNA from Trichosurus vulpecula (common brushtail), 714 nucleotides. Its product is annotated as proline-rich protein 2-like. NCBI's taxonomy places the organism in Eukaryota, Metazoa, Chordata, Mammalia, Diprotodontia, Phalangeridae. The transcript has a single exon. The record is from RefSeq and is a predicted model, not a curated record. Bases 1 to 714 code for a protein of 237 amino acids.